Penicillium hordei is the source of this 1560-nucleotide messenger RNA. RefSeq names its product SURP domain-containing protein. Bases 1 to 1560 code for a protein of 519 amino acids. Lineage: Eukaryota; Fungi; Ascomycota; Eurotiomycetes; Eurotiales; Aspergillaceae. The transcript has a single exon. Gene Ontology annotation, biological process: regulation of alternative mRNA splicing, via spliceosome; mRNA cis splicing, via spliceosome. The record is from RefSeq and is a predicted model, not a curated record. Gene Ontology annotation, molecular function: RNA binding. Gene Ontology annotation, cellular component: catalytic step 2 spliceosome; U2 snRNP; U2-type prespliceosome.
AUGGAGUCGUCAAAUGGAAGCACACCUCGCCCAGAGGCAUCUGAGGGGACUCUGAAGCCUCCAGAGGGCAUGGUUCUUCCCCCUAAGGAUAUCCGAAAAGCCAUCGAGACCACAGCAAGUUACGUCGUUCGCCAUAAAGGUACUUUUGAAGACCGUAUCCGCCAGAAGGAAAAGAGCAACUACAAAUUCUCCUUCCUGACCCCUGGAGACGCCUACGAGCCCUACUAUCAAUGGUACACAGCCGAAUACAAAGCAGGCCGAGUAGCAGGACCAGGAGGCCGAGCUGGCGAGGCUGUCGCCGCCGCGGUCCCCGAAAAGCCCAAGGGGCCACCUGAACCGUCCUCAUUCCACUUCUCGGCGCGCAUGCCUAUUAUCAAUGCACAGGAUUUGGACGUGGUCAAACACACGGCUCUAUUUGUCGCAAAGCGGGGGAAGUCAUUCAUGACUGCACUGUCGCAGCGCGAGGCCAGAAAUUUCCAAUUCGACUUCUUACGGCCACAACAUAGUCUCUAUCAAUUCUUCACACGAUUGGUCGACCAAUACACUAUUCUGCUUCGCGCCGAGGGAAUCAACGAGGCGACUACAUCCACGAAAAGAAUCGCAGAAUUGGAGCAAAAUGCAAAGAACAAAUUCCACGUUAUGGAGCGUGCUAAGCAGCGGGCAGAAUGGGUGAAAUAUCAACGGAAACAGAAGCAAGAGAAGGAGGAGAAAAGUGAACAGGAGCGCAUUGAAUACGCCCAGAUCGACUGGCACGACUUCGUCGUGGUCGAAACCGUCGAGUUCACCGAGCACGACGACCACGCGGACUUGCCACCUCCAACCUCCGCAAAUGACCUGCAGUCCGCCUCCCUCGAGCAAAGAGCGGCACUUUCUCUCAGCACACGACGUAUCGAGGAGGCGAUGCCCACCGGCCUCGACGAGCCCGUCUACUACAACGCCUACCCAGUCCAACCCACACCCGCACCCAUGCACGCCCCUCAACCCCCAGUCUCACCCUACCCAGCAGGCCCCUACCCCCCCGCAGCAGGCCAGUAUACCAACCCGGAAGAGGACCAGCGCAUCCGCGAGCGAACCCAAGCGCGCGAGCAAGCGGCCGCCGCUCAAGCAGCGGCCCAGGCCGGCCCUGGCCAACAGCCAAUGCGCAUCAGAUCAGACUACGUGCCCCGAGCCCAGGCGCGCCGCCAACAAGCCCAGAUGGCGAUCUGCCCUUACUGCAACCAGAAAGUACCCUCCAACGAGCUGGACGAGCACAUUCGCAUCGAGCUGCUCGACCCGCGCUGGAAAGAACAGCGUGCAAAGGCCGAAGCCCGCAGUGCCACCACCAACCUCUCCACUGUCGACGUGGUCAACAACCUCAAGCGUCUUGCAAGCCAGCGCAGCGAUGUCUUCGAUCCUUCUCCCCUGGACUCGGAGGAGGAAACUCGCCGCAAGCGACUGGCUAUGGGUCUCGAUGGCUCGGCUGGCCCCCAACACCCGAAUGCUGCCGUACAGAACCCCAACCCUCAGAGUAUGAAUAUCGAAGACCAGCUCAGACAUAUUCAUCAGCUUGCCAAGAAAUGA